AUGGCCCUGGGACAGUUCAUGUGCCCCCCUUUGAUCCAGUUCCUCAUAGACACUUAUUCGUUGCGUGGUUCUUCUUUUAUCGUCGCAGGACUGUGUCUGAAUAACUGCGUCUUUGGAACUGUAAUGAAACCGCUUGAGGAGAAAAAUAGGUAUUACAUAGAGACUACUCUUCAAGAUAAUUUACACCUCCCAGAAAAGAACAGUGAUCAGAAACCAAGAGACUUGAACAAACUGGUUCUAGAAGAGACAUUGACAAACGAUUUUAUCACUGAUGAUUCGAACCGCUUUUGUCGCGAUAACACGAGCAAGAAAUCAAAUCGGUUAGACCCUAUGCUGAAUGACCCAAAGGACAAUAUAUUUAAUGCUACUUCAAUUCUUAGCUUAUCGUCAAUGGGCAGCAUGACUUUAAGUGUCUCUCAGCAUUCAGUUUCAAAUAACCAACUUAGUGCUAUAGAAGACGAGGAAAAACCAAGCUACCAGACAAAUGUAAUGACAAUCUUAGACGUUGGCCCUCUAAAGAACGGGGCUUUCGUUUGUUUAUGCAUUGCGGUAUUCUUCUGGGCCUCCGGCAGUCUCCUUUGCUUUCUGCACCUUAUCGCUUACACAUUGCAGCACGAAACCACCCCUCCGCAAGGCGCCAUCUUGUUGUCAGUUAUUGGCGUGGGGAAUUUUUUCAGUCGACUGCUUGCGGGGGCUGCAACCAACGACAAAGAGCACGUGGAUCAGGUUACUUUGGCCGCUGGCGCCCUGGGGAUCUCAGCACUGUUGUCAUUUAGUUUGCCGUUAUUCAUAAACAGUUAUUGGUCCCAAGUCUUGUUCGCUGCUCUCUUCGGUGUUUAUUCAACCAUCAUUAUACCGUUAUUGGCACCAAUGACAGUGGAGACUGUCGGACUGUCGUCGCUGGGAGCUGGGUUUGGAUAUCUGAUGGUUAUGAGCGGUAUCGGUUGUGGAAUUGGCCCUCCACUGGCAGACCUCUGUAUUCUUCCUUGUACAUCACCGUCUAGAAUAGGCAUGAAGUUACUGAAAGCACCUCAACGCUUUUAUUGA
Molecule: messenger RNA, 1047 nt
Organism: Lingula anatina
Lineage: Eukaryota; Metazoa; Brachiopoda; Lingulata; Lingulida; Lingulidae
Product: monocarboxylate transporter 14
Biological process (GO): monocarboxylic acid transport; transmembrane transport
Molecular function (GO): monocarboxylic acid transmembrane transporter activity
Source: RefSeq, a predicted model, not a curated record